AUGCGAGAAAACCGCGUGAUCUUCUAUUAUCUCGCUUUCACCGGGCCUGAAUUUACCGCAAGAAGCUGGCAAGCCGUUGUGCAGCCAUUUCUUUUCAUCCUCGUUCUUCUUAACUUUCGAAUUUGGCUUAGGACCAAACUUCUUGAGAAAAUUCCCCUGCACGGCAGCAAAACCGAAAGGUUUAAUACCGUUUGCCGUGAUGCUACGUCUCGCGAAUCCCUGAUCUGGAGACGGGUCGGGUCGGAUGUGGAAUCCGGACAAGCCCGAAUCUUUGAAUUUCGCGAAACCCAUCUCCUCAAACUUGGAGAAACUGAUGUUAGCAUCCUUGAAGGCUGUAAAGCCAGUACCCGAAAACCCGAAUCUAUUAUCCUCUGCCCUGUUGCCCUGCAAAACGGAACCCGACAAGCCGGAAUUUUUCCUCCGGCUAUCAUAAGCCCUCCUUUCCUCGCUGUCCGCCAGAACGGACCGGGCCCGGCGGACGAGCCCGAAUGCCUCGUCAGCACCCGGAAGCGGAGUGCCAUACGUCUGUACUGCCGCCUGAUGGUGGGCUCGUCGGCCGUGGGGCCCACGAGGAGGAUUUUGUACCAGUCGAGCUCUGCCGCCUGCGAAGCAUCGGCCGAGCAGUGGACUGAGCAGACGAGGAUGAUUGAGGUAAGGCCGUUGAGGUCCGGGCAGAGGAGGUGGGCCCGGGCGGCGAGUUUUCGGGCAGAUUGGAAGUCACGGGCAGACAUCUUCUGGAGGGCCAAGUCUUUGGCCCGGAUAGCUUAUAUUAUAUACUGUCGUCUGUUUGGUACGUUUUCAAUGGAUAACAAAUCAAAUUAA
Molecule: messenger RNA, 822 nt
Organism: Striga asiatica
Lineage: Eukaryota; Viridiplantae; Streptophyta; Magnoliopsida; Lamiales; Orobanchaceae
Source: the annotation of a GenBank genome assembly